Messenger RNA from Candidozyma duobushaemuli, 786 nucleotides. It is a transcript of the gene ATP3, whose product is annotated as F1F0 ATP synthase subunit gamma. The transcript has a single exon. Gene Ontology annotation, molecular function: proton-transporting ATP synthase activity, rotational mechanism. Bases 1 to 786 code for a protein of 261 amino acids. NCBI's taxonomy places the organism in Eukaryota, Fungi, Ascomycota, Pichiomycetes, Serinales, Metschnikowiaceae. The record is from RefSeq and is a predicted model, not a curated record. Gene Ontology annotation, biological process: proton motive force-driven ATP synthesis.
AUGCGUCUUAAGUCGAUUAAGAACAUCGAGAAGAUCACCAACACCAUGAAGAUCGUUGCUUCCACCAGAUUGAACAAGGCCCAGAGAGCCAUGCAGGCGUCCAGAGUGUUCAACGAGUCUGACGCUGAGUUCUACAAGAACACCGAGCCAGAGACCUCCAAGGAGGACAAGACCUUGUUGGUCGUUGUUUCUUCCGACAAGGGUUUGUGUGGUUCCAUCCACACCCAGAUCUCCAAGGCUGCCAGAAAAAGAAUUGAGGAGUUGAACGGCAACGCUGACAUUGUCGCCAUUGGUGACAAGGUCAAGGCUCAGUUGUCCAGAACCCACGCCGACAAGUUGGCCUUAGCCUUCUCCGGUGUUGGUAAGGAGGAGCCAACUUUCCACGAGGCUUCCGCCAUUGCCGACGAGAUCGCUACUUUGGGUAAGUACGAGAACACUGAGAUCAUGUACAACAAGUUCGUGACUGGUGUCUCUUUCGUGCCAUCCAGUUUCAACGUUUUCACCGCCGACGCUAUCGAAAAGGCUCCUGGCUUGAGCAAGUACGAGUUGGAGACUGAAAACACAUCUGAGGACUUUGCCGAAUUCUCCUUGGCUAACUCCAUCUUGACCGCCCAGGCUGAGGGUCACGCUUCCGAGAUUUCUGCUAGAAGAAACGCUAUGGACAAUGCCUCCAAGAACGCCGGUGACAUGAUCAACUCCUACUCCAUCUUGUACAACAGAACCAGACAGGCUGUUAUUACUAACGAAUUGGUGGAUAUCAUUACUGGUGCUUCUUCUUUGGACUAA